This is a messenger RNA of Diaporthe citri, 2619 nucleotides long. RefSeq lists its product as uncharacterized. Gene Ontology annotation, molecular function: GTP binding; GTPase activity; translation elongation factor activity. The transcript has a single exon. The record is from RefSeq and is a predicted model, not a curated record. NCBI's taxonomy places the organism in Eukaryota, Fungi, Ascomycota, Sordariomycetes, Diaporthales, Diaporthaceae. Gene Ontology annotation, biological process: translational elongation. Bases 1 to 2619 code for a protein of 872 amino acids.
AUGUCAGUGUUCACGUUCGAGACGGAGCCAACAAGGGUCUCAUCCCCGUGGUUACGUCCGGCCGAGAACCCGGAGAAGAGGGUCACGAAGUUGGAGGCCGAGCCACAGGAGGGAGCGAUAGAGUACAAACUGCAUUUGCUCCUACGGCCCAGGCGACCGUACGAGACCGUCACAACCGGAACAGCCUCGGGGUCCCAACGACCUGGACGGAAUGAGUUUCACUCUACUCCAGACUCAUCCCAUGGCAGCCUCAUUGAUGUGGGUCGUCUGGCCAUCAGUUCGGCCCCGACAGAUGGGUCACGGCGGAAAGCCCCCUCUGAAACCAACACCACUACCAGCGAAUCGCGCAAACUGCGUCUUUAUCAUCUGACAACUCAACUGCUCUGGAGGCUUCAGCAAUCGAUGAGGUACAACCCGCUGGGAACGACUGACUCGCUCAUCCCCAAACUCCCUGAUGACAGCGUUGAUCUAGCCGCAGCGGUACGGCUUGGAAAUCUGUGGCAAGGGCUAGAGGAGUCUAAGGGCGCGCUAUACGAGAUAGGAGUUUCCGACGAUGGCACGCUGGUUGGACUUCCCGAUGAUGAGAUGGAGGAGAGUCUUUUGACCCUUCGAGUAAUGGCAGCGAGCCUUGGGUGCGUCGUGGAAGUGACCCGGCGGCAGUGCGUCGGAGAGUGUCAAUGGACCGAGAAGCCUUCUCCGAAGAAGACAGGUGAUGCCACUCCGCAGCCCGUCACUCAUCAAGAGCAGCUAUACGUGGUCGAGGCAUUCGUGAAACCUUCUCCUGGUAUUGAAGAUCAGACACCGGACAUAGUGGACCGAACUACAUCUGUUUCGCCGGGGCAAGCAGCCGACGUGGAAGCCAGUUCGACGACAGAGCAGCUUCGAGUCACUCUUACGGGCCCAACUGACGGUGGCAAGUCGACGUUACUGGGUACGCUUUGCACAGGAAUUUUCGACAAUGGCUCAGGACGGAGCCGGACCUUCUUGUUGCGGCAUCGCCAUGAGCUGACGUCGGGAAUGACAACCUCGGUCUCCCAAAUGUUGAUUGGCUACAAGAACAGCGGCCAUGAUGAAAACCUCAUCUACAGUUUCUCGGACCGCAACAUUGACUCCUGGGAAGGCAUACACGACUUGUCGCGUGACGGCAGGCUAGUCUUCGUGUCCGAUUCUGCCGGCCAUCUUCGAUUUCGACGGACAAUACUGCGCGGACUCGUCGGCUGGGCACCUCACUGGACAAUCUUGUGCUUGGCUGCCACUGAUGGUGAUGCUAAGGGCAGGUCUACGCCAACGUCUUCCCAAGAUGAAGCGGACUCUCCCAUGGGUGAAGUUAAUCAGACCAAGGCAUACAUGGACCUGUGUCUCAAACUCCGCAUGCCUCUUGUCAUCGUCAUCACCAAGCUCGAUGUUGCUACCACAAUAAGUCUCCGUGCCACGCUGACGAAAGUCUUGGCUGCGAUGAAGAGCGCUGGAAGGGUGCCGAAGCUGCUGAUCAAGCAAAGAAUACAGUCUGACCCCACAAGAGUUCCCGCAGUAGACGAGGAUGACAUACAGCCUCUGAUAUCCGACAUGAAGAGGAGUGGCAACCUGCUCGACUUCGUCCCGAUCGUGUCGACGAGUGCCGUGAAAGGUGAAGGGAUCGGUCUGCUCCACGCACUGCUCCAAAAUCUGCCGAUACCGCCAACUCCCACGGCUCGAGACUAUGUCGGUCUAGCUCUAAAUCCCGAGCAGCCGGACUCUGUGUUUCACAUCGAAGACAAGUUCAGCCUCUCUGCGUUGUACGGGAAUGCCGUGAAGGACGAUGAAGAAGCCGAGCAUGGAACAGUUGUUGCGGGCUAUCUUCGCUUCGGCCAUCUGGCGGUGGGCGACCAAGUGCUGGUAGGACCGUUCCCACCAGAUGACGACUCGAGCACCAUCACUCCCGAGGAUCGGGCCUCGCCAGGCGGGGAAGGGCUCUCUGUCUCUCAUCACUCGUCCUCGGAACUCAGCCGACUCGCGAUGCGAAACGCUGUCCCAGCCUCUGCCAUCAAGGGUGAAUGGUACGAUGCCCAGAUCGCCACCAUCCGCAAUUUGCGUCUCCCAGUGCGCGUGCUGGAACCUGGCCAGGCAGGCACCAUCGGCAUUGUCUUUAACAUGCCAGACGAGGACCUCUCCGACAGCAUCUUUGAGCGUCACCCGCGGCCGCUGCCUAAAAUACGCAAAGGCAUGGUGCUAGCGAUGCCUAGCAAGCACAUGGUGGAAACGGGCCUGUCACUUCAGGCAGCAAGCGGCGUCACUGCAGUCUUUGAGGAUGCCUCGACAGAUGAACUGAUAGUGGGGAGCAACGUCAAGGUCUAUAUCGCCAGCGUUCGCGCCUCGGCUAGGAUACUACGCGUGUCUCCAACGUGGACGUAUCCUGACACGCCUGUUGACGACGACGAUGACGUUUUCGUCAUCAGCGAUGAGAAAGAGUCCGCAAGGCAACAGGAUAAUGGCAAGCUGGUAUACGAGGUGCAGCUUGAGCUCCUCUCGCAGCGGGAGUGGGUCGAGAUGGGCUCGCAGGUUGUGAUAUUGGAGGGAGGCAGCAGAGACAAGUCCGGGCUUUUAGGAUUUGUGGGCCGCGUCAUAGAGAUAGCGGAAUAG